AUGCACUACAAUUCGUUUAAUUGCAAGCAGAACAUACUGGAGUAUUACACCUGCCAUGGUGGGGUGAAUCAACUAGGCGGGGUGUUCGUGAAUGGGCGCCCCCUUCCCGAUCUGGUCCGGCAGCGGAUUGUCGAGCUGGCGCACAACGGUAUCCGGCCGUGUGACAUUUCGCGCCAGCUGCGCGUCAGCCACGGUUGCGUCUCGAAGAUCCUUUCCAGAUACUACGAGACGGGCAGCUUUAAGGCGGGCGUGAUCGGAGGUUCGAAACCGAAGGUGGCAACGCCACCAGUGGUGGAAGCGAUCGCCGCCUACAAGCUCCAGAACCCGACCAUGUUCGCGUGGGAGAUCCGUGAUAAGCUGCUGGCGGAUGGUAUCUGUGUGCACGACAACGUGCCUAGCGUAUCGUCCAUCAAUCGAAUCGUACGGAACAAGGCAGCGGAGAAGGCCAAGUACAGCUCACAACGUUCGGACAACAGUAGUCUAGACAGUCCCAGGAUUCUUUCGCGCAACAAUCAACAGCAGCAGCAGCAGCAAAGCCAGCAGCAACAGGAGUGUCUCAAUCAGCAGAUGCAAGGCGAUCAGGAGUCGAUGAAGUCACCACAGCAGGUGGAGAACGUCGCGUCCCAGUCGUAUAGCAUCAACGGGUUGCUGGGACUGUCGCAGAAAUCGCUGUCCGGUUCGAGCUCGAAACGGCGUCGCAUCAAGGAAGAUCCUGCAGACCUGAAGGGCAGCAUGUUGAGCUGUAUCAAGCGCGAUAAGGAGGCGAAAGAGAUGUCGGAGAGCAUGCUGCACGAGAGCAUAGGCAAGGGAGGCCCCGGUCAGGAUCAGCAGCAACAGCAACAGGACAAAGGGCACGAUCUCUUCGUGGGCGGUGUGGAUUUCGUUAGUUCGCUCGCGAUGGCCCAGGACGAUGGUAACAAUCCGGAUAAUCAGCAGCCCGGCUUCAGCAGCAUGAGGGCCGGUCCACGGCCCGGCACGAUGAGUGGUAGUCCGAUCCGGUCGCGUGAAAAUGCCCUCUUCCUGCUGGCCGGUGGUGACAAGGCGCACAAAUACCACCGCACGGACGAACCCAUGCCGACCGGUGUGAUCAUCGAGGAUGAUAGCAGCGCACGGAAACAUCAGCAGGCCCAGCAGCAGCAGCAGGCACACCAGGCAAGCGACGUAAAGACGACCUACGAUAAGAUACUCGCCGGUGAGCUGGUGCCGGGCAGUGCGGUAAAGCGUACCACCACCACCGAACCCACCACCCUGACGCAGUCGAUCGAGUUCCUGAGCGACAUGAACAACAACAUCUCCCAGAACCAGCACCAAGGGUUUGCGGCGGCCGCGUACGAGGGUGCGUACAGUGCGGCGGAUGCGGCCGACACGGCCGUCCAGCUGAAUCCGCACCUGGCCGCCUGCUCGUCGAACUAUUCCGCUUUCCUGCAGAACACGGACCAGUUUGCGGCGGCCAACCCGGAACUGAUCUUCCCGACCGCCGCCUACACGCAGUACGCCGCGCCCGGGUACGGUACGUUCAACUACAACUCGUCCUUCGCCAACAACAACCUGUGCCGGGAUCUUGGCCAGAUUCACUAUCCCGAGGAGCAGUAG
This is a messenger RNA of Anopheles marshallii, 1593 nucleotides long. RefSeq lists its product as uncharacterized. Gene Ontology annotation, biological process: anatomical structure development; regulation of transcription by RNA polymerase II. The coding region runs from base 1 to 1593 and encodes 530 amino acids. The transcript has 5 exons. Lineage: Eukaryota; Metazoa; Arthropoda; Insecta; Diptera; Culicidae. Gene Ontology annotation, molecular function: DNA-binding transcription factor activity, RNA polymerase II-specific; RNA polymerase II cis-regulatory region sequence-specific DNA binding. The record is from RefSeq and is a predicted model, not a curated record.